AUGCCAUCCUCAUCUACGAAGCCUUCCGUUCUUUUGGUCGGUUCUUUACCACAUGCCCAUAAAGAGUGGAAAGCUCUUAGCGAACAUGCUGAUUUAAAGGUGUUCUCCGAUGAAAGUCGUGAAGAGUUUUAUAAAAAAUGCAAAACCGAGUUUCAAGACGUCAAGGCGAUUAUUCGUACUUUCAAAAGUAAGUUCUUCAUGGGCAUAUUCGACGAAGAAGUCAUUGAGCAUCUUCCUUCGUCUGUGAAGUUCAUCUGUCACAUUGGUGCUGGCUACGAAACUGUGAAUGUGGAUGCUUGUACAAAACGCGGAAUUCGAGUCGCAAACUGUCCUCUCGCUGUAGACGAUGCAACGGCUGAUACGGGCAUUUUUUUGAUGCUUGGCGCGUUCCGUCGCUUUAACCAAGGACUUUUUAGCUUACGAGAAAGACGCUGGAACCAUGACUGUCGGCAGCCUUCUCAUGAUCCUGAAGGAAAGACCCUUGGUAUCCUCGGUAUGGGUGGCAUUGGCAGAACAGUAGCAAAGCGUGCUCGUGCAUUCGACAUGAAUAUUAUCUAUUACAACCGUCAUCCUCUUAAUGAAAAAGAUGCUGGCGGUGCGAAAUAUGUCCAAUUCAACGAGCUUUUGGCCCAGUCUGAUGUCUUGUAUUUAAGCUUGCCGUUGAACAAGCACACACAUCACAUCAUAGGCAAAGAAGAAUUCAAAAAGAUGAAACGCGGUAUUAUCAUUGUUAAUACUGCCCGUGGCCCCGUAAUGGAUGAGGAAGCUCUUGUUGACGCCUUGAAGGAAGGCGUCGUUUAUUCCGCCGGACUUGAUGUAUAUGAGAAUGAACCACAAGUUCAUCCUGGUCUUAUUGAAAAUCCAGAUGUCAUUCUUCUUCCUCACUUGGGUACCAAUUCUUUGGAAACUCAACAUAAGAUGGAAACUUUUAGCCUCGAAAACUUGAAGAGUGGUGUCGUAAAUGACAAGCUUAUAACUCCUGUUCCGGAACAAAGAGAUAUGCAACUCUAA
Messenger RNA from Schizosaccharomyces osmophilus, 1011 nucleotides. RefSeq names its product glyoxylate reductase (gene gor1). The transcript has 3 exons. Gene Ontology annotation, cellular component: cytosol. The record is from RefSeq and is a predicted model, not a curated record. NCBI's taxonomy places the organism in Eukaryota, Fungi, Ascomycota, Schizosaccharomycetes, Schizosaccharomycetales, Schizosaccharomycetaceae. Gene Ontology annotation, molecular function: hydroxypyruvate reductase [NAD(P)H] activity; glyoxylate reductase (NADPH) activity; NAD binding. Bases 1 to 1011 code for a protein of 336 amino acids.